This is a messenger RNA of Daldinia loculata, 1272 nucleotides long. RefSeq lists its product as uncharacterized. The record is from RefSeq and is a predicted model, not a curated record. Gene Ontology annotation, molecular function: NAD binding; oxidoreductase activity, acting on the CH-OH group of donors, NAD or NADP as acceptor. The transcript has 5 exons. Bases 1 to 933 code for a protein of 310 amino acids. NCBI's taxonomy places the organism in Eukaryota, Fungi, Ascomycota, Sordariomycetes, Xylariales, Hypoxylaceae.
AUGGUGUUAGAUAUGCUAAAGUUGCCGGAAGGGCUGCCCUCUUCAACUCAUGAAGUAAUCGUGCUGCUUGAGGAAGUCCAUAUGGUACUUGAAGAUAUCGAUACAGCCGCGCGGACGCAUGAGUAUAUUUCAUAUCAGCGUAUCAGUAAAGCAGAAGAGGUACGCGAACGUAUACAAUGCGCUAGUAUCGUCAUUGCACCUCAAGCAUUCAUCACAGCCGAAAGCUUGGGAGACGCGCCUCAUCUCAAAUGUGUGAUCACUCCAACUGCUGGCACAAACCACAUUGACGUAGAAGAGUGUCGUCGUCGUGGCAUCAAAGUGGCCAAAUGUCUUGGCUCGACGUCUUUAGCAGUCCCUGAGCAUGCACUGAGCUUGGUUAGUCGUAGACAAGGCAGCAUCACAUCCAACAUGCAAACCGCAAAUGGCCACCCACCAUAUUUCCUCGAACAAGAAGUCGCAGGAAUCGUUGGAUAUGGUACUAUUGGUAAGCGUCUUGAUGUUUUUUGUAAGGCGUUGGGAAUGAAAGUGCUUAUCGCCGAGCGCAAGGCCGACGGUCCAAGUCAGAGAAACCCGAACGACAUAAUAAAUGGGCCGGCCGGCUUCCGCACUCCCUUCGAUGAGGUUAUCAGAUCAGCUACUAUGCUCUUCAUUUGCUGUACCCUUGACGAAGCAUCGCGAAACAUGGUCGACGCGCCCGAGCUGAGCGCCAUGCAGCCCGAGGCAAUCAUCGUCAACAUCUCUGGCGUCGCAGUGGAUGUAUUCGAUAGAGAACCCGCGUCUACCGAGGAAGAUAGUGCAUUCUUAGCAGAGGAUACAUCGGGUUUGAAUCUUACCUUGUCCCCGCACAUGGCCUAUUAUUCUACAAAGAAGGCAAUGGUUAAAGAUCAUAUUAAAAAUUUCGUAUCUGGAAACCAUACUAACUUUGAAGUAUAAUGCUGCUUAAUUUGGCUAGAUCAAACUCCGUCCUUUUCACCUUCAUAGAAACUCUUCAUAGAAGUAUAAGAAUUUCUCAGGAGUUGACUAGCGACUUUCUUAUUGGGAUGGUUAGGGCUUAGCCUCGUAAAAUAAAACGUAUAAUUUAUUUUUAUCUUAGAAUACAUUACUUCCUAUUAUUAAUAAUUGAUGAGUUACAACUACGUAGACACCCUUUCGUAGUUCCACUAAUGACUUUGGGUGGUAGCCCGCCAUAUAGUUUGGGAAUGUGAUGCAUGAGAUCUUCGAACCGUAUGCGUUACUCUCGCCGACGCUGUUUCGGUCACGAGGGUAGAUGGC